This is a messenger RNA of Magallana angulata, 1261 nucleotides long. RefSeq lists its product as uncharacterized. The coding region runs from base 58 to 807 and encodes 249 amino acids. NCBI's taxonomy places the organism in Eukaryota, Metazoa, Mollusca, Bivalvia, Ostreida, Ostreidae. The record is from RefSeq and is a predicted model, not a curated record. The transcript has 4 exons.
UGACAGGAAAUUCAUUGAAUUUAUUAACUGAGAAAUCAACUUAAUUGCAAUUUCGUUAUGAAAAGCAAAACAGAAAAUGUAAAAAGUAGAAUGAAGGGACUGAUGACGUUUGUGAUGCGUUAUUGUUUUCUAACAACAGAACUACCUUUGGUUUAUAUGGAUUGUGACGGUAUAUUUAACUUUCCCCCUUGUUGCGUCGGAGAAAAAAUAGAUGAAAGCAAGCAGAUAUGUACAAAAUGUCCGAGAGGUUUAUAUGGUUAUAACUGUACUCGCACAUGUGAGGUACCGUACUUUGGACAUCGCUGUGUGCUCGGGAGGUGUUCUUGUACUCGUGAUUCCUGUAACAUUCCACCAUCAAUAUGCUCCCCGAAGACAGAAACAGACGUCUCCGUAUCAACAUUGGUGCAUGCAAAUGCAAAAGUAACAAGAAACCAUCGAGUCAAAAGGACAUCCGUGACUCCGGAUCCAUUCAGUGUAAAGCCGGAUACACGGGACGAGGACCCGGGACCCCGGGGUAGUGCUGCUGCUUCAUACAUCGUCUACAUCAUUCCCAUCACCUGUGUAUUGACUGUGUUCUUAUUGACGGUGUUAAGCUUUAUCUUUUGUAACAAACAUUGUCAAUUAUGCAAUAUUUUACACAAAAAGCGUCAUAUAGACAGCGACUAUGAGCUUCCAGCUAGAGUGUAUGAAAACAACGGAUCUACAAAUUGCUAUGACACCCCUGACACCAACACAAAUAUUUCCCCAACUCAAGGCGCCAGUGAGUCGUCGUAUGAAUUUGUUGAACAAUUUCGAAAAGAUUUAUGAUGUAAACCCCAAUCUAAUUUUAAUAUUCAAUAAUGUGCUAGAAAAAAAUGAGUAAGAAAUAAAAACUAUUUUUGUUUAAUUUUUUUAAACAUUGCAAAGUAUGUUCUCUAGAAAAAAGAAACAAUAUUUCAACGGCAUGUAUUUUUUGUACUGACAAGAGGAAUUACAAAUUUUAUUAUAUUACCGUACAUUUGGCCAGUAAAAAGCUGGCCCAUUUGAAGAAAAAUUGAAAUUGCAAAUCCAGUGUGUAAAUCGGUUUUGAGUAUUAAUACUAUUUUUUAACUUUAUAAAAUUCUUAUUUGGUGUCUCUGUGAUUUUCUCACUUAAAGGGUUAACCAUUACACAGGACUUCAAAACUCAUAUUUUUUACUUGAAUAUAAUAAAAUAGUUUAAAUCUGUCCAAAGUGUUUGAUGAAACGACAUAUACUUAAACAUACUGGCACUGUACCAGGAA